UUUUUUUAAAUUAAACAUAAUAUCGGGACUGAGUCUGAAACUGAGUUUGUUCAUCGUCGUCUUCCGAGUGCGAAGCAGCAACUGUUUGCUGAAUUGUUCAACGAUUCCAUCGAAUGCACGAGCAAUGAAUUAUGAGUUAUUAUUGUUAAAGAUUGAAACCUAGAAAUCUCUGUUUUAGAGAUUUGAUGGCGGGAACGGGAUUCGGUGGCGCAAUAGCACCGACGCCACUGGUUAGAUCAUGGAGAACCGCCUUUUUAACACUGAGAGACGAAACCCUAACGAAUCCUCCUCGCAGUUCCACCGCUCAACUGCUCCACAAUCUCGUUUUCUCUCAUUCUCAUACUCUGCUAAGUGCAGCACCCGAACUUUCUUCUCGCGAGGUUUUAUCGGACACAUUGUUUUUGAUGGAAUUGGUUGCUUCUACUUCUUCAGAUUCAGAAGAAGACUGUAUUCAUAUCUAUACUCAAACAUCACGCUUGGUUCAUGAUAUAUGUCGACAAGUUAAGUUCGACAUAAAUAGCUCCUCUUUUGGUAGUGUUCUUGGUUCGUUCGGGAAGUUGCUGGAUCGUUUUCUUGGAAUAGAUGCUACUGGCGAUAAGUUAACUGGAAUUUGCAGAGCUGCGGCAAUUGUUUCUGCUGUUGAAUGCUUGCAUGCUAUUAGAUGUAUCAUUACUCCACCGAAUCGAAGAUGGUUGCAAUCUGAAGAUACUAUACUAGUUAAAUUUCUACUUCAUGUUAUUGUUAGCUCUCAAGGUGUGUCAUUUUGGAUGCCUCGUUCAGUAUACAAAGAAAGACCAGCUGUGAUUAAUAUGAGUUUUUCCACAGAAAGCAGUUCAAGUGAGCUACAGGCAGUAUCUUUUGAGAUGCUCGGCGAAGCAAUCUCAAGAGCUGGGUCAUCUUUCCCGGUUGAUAUCUGGAGAGCAAUGUUUGAGGUGGUCAGAAAAACAAUGGAUGUCAUGGUAUUAAAAACCUCAGUUGUGGAAGAUAAUGCAAUGUCCAGGUUUUAUGAAUCUUUCCUGAACUGUCUGCAUCUGAUCCUUAUGGAUGCUAAAUGUUCGGUAUCUGAGCAUGUAUCAGUUUUUGUUGCUGUGCUGCGAAUGUUCUUAAAUUACGGACUUUCUGGUAGAACCCCAAGUACUUUGCUAGUUGGCCAUACGAAAAAGAAUCUUAAUUAUGCAAGUCCUAAGGUACACAGGGAUCAACUGAACAAGUCAGAUAAUAGUGUAUAUCGGCCUCCACACUUGCGCAAAAAGGACUGCUCAAAAGUGAAGCCCAAUAGAGCAACAUAUUCUCAAUAUAUCUCUGAUAGUGAAUCUUCUGCUAUCAAUGCUACAUCUUCAGAUUCAGAUUUUAGUGAUGGAGAUGGGUCAGCUAAUGAGAGUGCUAGAGGGAAGUACUCUAGGGUUAGAGUUGCUACUAUAAUUUGUAUGCAGGAUCUUUGUCAAGCUGAUUCUAAAUCUUUCUCCAUGCAAUGGUCGUUGCUUUUGCCAACCAGUGAUGUACUACAACCAAGGAUGCGUGAUGCAACUUUAAUGACUUGCCUGCUAUUUGAUCCUUGUUUGAAGGCACGUAUGGCAUCUGCGUCAACACUAGCAGCCAUGUUGGAUGGUCCAUCUUCCAUUUUUCUGCAAGCAGCAGAAUACAAAGAAUCUAGCAAAGUUGGAUCUUUUACCGCACUUUCAAGCUCCCUAGGGCAAAUUUUACUGGAAAUUCAUAAAGGUAUUCUUUACUUAAUACAAAAUGAAGCUCAUGGUAAAUUGCUGGCAUUGUUGUUCAAAAUUAUCAAGCUUUUGAUAUUACAUACACCAUAUUCGAGAAUGCCACCAAAUUUGUUGCCUACUGUUAUUACAUCUCUUAGGACAAGGAUUGAAGAAGGGUUUCGGUUCAAAAGUGACCGGAAUAAUCUGCUGCAGGAUGCUGCAGUUGGUUGUUUGACGUUAGCCCUGUCUACCUCACCAUCCUCUGCCCAAGUAAAGAAGUUGCUCUACGAUGAGGUUUCCUCAGGUUAUCUCGAGAAUGAAAAGAAGUCGGGUGUUCUUUCUUUGUUAUUUGAAUAUUCAUCGCAAGGAAGUUGCCCAAGCAUAUGCCUUGAAGCCCUUCAGGGACUUAAAGCUGUAUCCCACAAUUACCCUAGCAUAGUGACUACAUGUUGGGAACAAGUUUCUUCAACUGUAUAUAGUUUCCUCAGUAUUGUAUGUCCUGAAGUUCCUUCAAAGCAGUCAACUGAACAUGUUGGGAGUACACCAAUGUCUAUUAACGAAAAAAUUCUUAUUGGUGCUAUAAAGGUUCUAGACGAGUGUCUUCGUGCUGUGUCUGGAUUUCAAGGAACGGAAGAUCUUUCAGAUGAUAAAGUUGUGGAUGUUCCUUUUACAUCAGACUGCGUUAGGAUGAAGAAAGUGUCAUCUGCUCCAUCUUAUGAACUAGAGUGCAAAGAGGAUGUAGUUAACUCUGAAGAAUGUGAAUCUGGAGUCAAGCAAUGGUGUGAGGCAAUGGAGAAGCAUAUGCCUCUUAUCUUAUGUCACUCCUCUGCAAUGGCGAGGGCCGCGUCAAUUACAUGUUUUGCGGGAAUGACUUCGUCUGUGUUCAUCUCUUUCACAGAGGAUAAGCAGAACUUCAUUUUGUCUUCUUUAGUCCACACUGCUGUUCAUGAUAAUGCAUCGUCAGUGAGGUCUGCUGCCUGUCGAGCCAUUGGUGUCAUUUCAUGUUUUCCACAAGUGUGUCAGAGUGCAGAGGUACUUGACAAGUUUAUUCAUGCUAUUGAGAUAAACACUCGAGAUGCCCUAAUCUCUGUUAGGAUAACGGCUUCAUGGGCAUUGGCAAAUAUAUGUGAUGCCAUUCGUCACUGUGUUAGAAUUCUUCAUUUUGGACAGAUGGAUUCAAACACCAACCCCCAGUUUAUUAUAUCAUUGAGCGAAUGUGCUUUGCGGCUUACAGAGGAUGGGGAUAAGGUUAAAUCUAAUGCUGUGAGGGCUCUUGGGUAUAUUUCACAAAUCUUCAAUUGUUCAACGCCAAGAUCUCAAGAUACGUGUAAGCGGCAUUGCCUAUUGGAUUCCCUUGAAGAUUUUCAUAGGCUGGAGAAAAUAGUUCAGGCAUUCAUUUCCUGCAUUACUACUGGGAAUGUUAAGGUCCAGUGGAAUGCUUGUCAUGCUCUAGGAAACCUAUUCUUGAAUGAGACAUUAAGACUGCAGGACAUGAGUUGGGCACCGGUUGUGUUCGGCAUUCUUCUGCAGCUAUUGCAUAAUUCAUCUAAUUUUAAGACCAGGAUACAAGCUGCUGCAGCAUUGGCUGUGCCUUCGUCGGUGCAAGAUUAUGGUAGAUCCUUCUCAGAUAUUGUGCGAUCCAUAGAGCAUAUAAUGGAGAAUAUAGAUCAGGACUCAAUUUCAGGCCCUUCGAAUUUCAAGUAUAGGGUUUCAUUACAAAAACAGCUUACCUUGACGCUGUUACACGUUCUACGCUUUACCUCAAGUACAAAUGAUCAAUUGUUGAAAGAUUUUCUAGUGAAGAAAGCUUCCAUCCUUGAAGAUUGGCUCAAGGAACUUUGCUCAUCUGUUGGGGGCACGGUUGAUGUUCAAGAUAAAUCCAUUGCAGACCGAAAGAAAGUAAUGAUAUCAAGCGCAAUACAAUCAUUGAUAGAAGUAUACAAAGAAAAACAACAGUAUGCAAUUGCUCAAAAGUUUGUGGAAUUAAACAACAACAUAUGAAAAGAGGGUUCAUGUAAUGAUUUGUUUUCUAGGCCAACCGGUCAAAAUUAUACCAUUCUAGCUGGUGGAAUUAACUGGCCUCGGGAGCUGAGCAAAGGCUAUCUUGGCAAUAGAUCAAGUCCAGUUGAGAUGAUUUAUUUGAUAAAGCAAUGAAUGGAUGGGUUGAGUAUAUCAAUGCUAAAAGAGUUUUUUAUUUUUUUUCAACAAGAGGAUCUUUUUGUAUCUAGAUAUUUCUCGUUGUAAUGGUAACACUGUUCUGGAUCUUUUUAACAGAUUUCCGGAACAAACUGUUUGUUUUGACAAAAUAGAUUAUAUUUGUUACUAUGUUUGGCCAA
Vicia villosa (hairy vetch) is the source of this 4036-nucleotide messenger RNA. RefSeq lists its product as uncharacterized. Lineage: Eukaryota; Viridiplantae; Streptophyta; Magnoliopsida; Fabales; Fabaceae. The coding region runs from base 186 to 3701 and encodes 1171 amino acids. The transcript has 27 exons. The record is from RefSeq and is a predicted model, not a curated record.